This is a messenger RNA of Penicillium canariense, 1251 nucleotides long. RefSeq lists its product as uncharacterized. Lineage: Eukaryota; Fungi; Ascomycota; Eurotiomycetes; Eurotiales; Aspergillaceae. Bases 1 to 1251 code for a protein of 416 amino acids. The record is from RefSeq and is a predicted model, not a curated record. The transcript has 2 exons.
AUGCUUCUCAACCCUGUCGACCCUUCCUCCUUCUCGCCCAUCGAUGGCUUCUCUCCCUCCCGCUCCCUCUUCAAGCGCUGCAUAACAUGCGACUCCGUCCCCACCUGCCCGGCCUGCCCCGAUGGCCAGACCUGUACGAUGACCGCCCAGACCUGUGACACCUGUUCCACCACCAAAUGUGUGUCGAGCUCGACCAACUCCUCCCCGCCCUCGUCCAGUGGGCCCAACGUCGGUGCCAUCGCCGGUGGUGUGGUGGGAGCGGUGCUGGCCCUGACCCUCAUCCUCUUCCUCAUCUGGUGGUUUGUCAUUCGCAAGCGCCGCAAUGAUGCUGCUGAAGGGGAGGAGAAGGACCACAGCGCCUUCAAUGCCGCGCGGGAUGGCCGCAAAUCCAUCCAAUCCAUCGCCUCCACCGUCCUCACCCGUGCCUCCAACGUCAUCCAAAUCGCCUACAUUCCCGGUGUCACCAAUCGUUCCCCUCCGGAGACCCCGGCCACGCUGGUGCCCCCGGUUCCCCCCUUGCCGGGUGCCCACCCCGAUCAGCACUUCUUCAUGCCGGGUGACCUCCGGGACUCUUCCUGGACCACCAUGACGGGCCACCAAAGUAUGUCUCCCACCUUCCGGAGCAGUGUCGCGACCACUGUGUACCGCAGUGACGCCAUCGUCAGCGCCAUUCCCGCGCAGCAGAUCCAGCGGUCACGGGCCAACAUCGUCAGCGUGCACAAUGCUCCUCCUGGCGGCGUGGGCUCCGGCUCCCCGACCCAACCGCUUCCUGUGAUGAUCACCCCCAGGGAUGCCCCCGCCGUGCCGGCCAUCACCACAUCCCAACUUGCCAAGGCAGGGGCCAUGCAGCACGGCGGCAGUUCCAUUGUGGCGCGCCAAGUUGUGGCGAAGCCAGUCAUGGUCCGUGGUGCCUCGGUCAAGAAGAAGGACGGUCAGGCAGACAAGAAGCCAAUCACAACCGAGUCGAAUGGAAGCAGUCAUCAGUUCGACCACCAAAUGUCCACGUUCGACGGUAACUCAUCCGACGAAGACGAAAACGGCGACGAGACACGGCCAACCACCUCCUCCAACUCAACAGGAGCCAAGGCUACCGCGUCCGAGGAAUCUGCUCAGAGCUCUGGUCCCUUCCAAGACCCCCUCAGCAGCGACGCAACCUCCUCUUCCGAAAGCCAGCAACGCAGCUCCCGUCACACCGACGGGGCGCCGCCGCGCGUACAGAGUCCCUUCUCCGACGCCAACGAGGUGAAAUGA